Molecule: messenger RNA, 1200 nt
Organism: Syzygium oleosum
Lineage: Eukaryota; Viridiplantae; Streptophyta; Magnoliopsida; Myrtales; Myrtaceae
Exons: 1
Coding region: 1-1200 (399 amino acids)
Source: RefSeq, a predicted model, not a curated record
AUGGAAGAAGUUCACUCCAGCUCCAACGUCUUCCUCCUCCUCCUCGCCACCUCCCUCGCCUUUACAUCCUUUGUUUUUCCGUCCUUCCCCAACCUCACUUCUCAGAUCUUCCCAGCCCACGCCGUCAAGAAGAGCUGGGACUGUCUCAUCCUUGCCCUUGUCCUCUUUGCCAUUGCCUGCGGAUUCCUGAGGUCGUCGGGUUCGUACCGGAGAUCAGACACGCAGAAGUCGUCAUUGUCGUACCCGAUAACGCUGGACGAGUGCUAUUACAGCUAUGACCUUGGGAGGGAAUAUCGGUUCUCCUUGGGUUCGUUUGGGAGGACGAUAGGCAGCGGACGGUGCCCGGAUUUGUGGGCGCAGGAUGAAGGACGGUGGAGACUCUAUGACCAUACCAAUCCGGACGCGGGUCAGGGUUUUGGGUCGAAACCUGUUCAUUCCAGGAGAAUAUUGAAGGGAGACUGCGACGACGAAGAGAAGAAGCUCCAGAGGGAGCAUGUAGUUGCUAAUGAUAGUUGCGAUCAUAAUGCUGCAGUCGAGGAAAUGGAAGUUGCAGUCACCCUUCCGCCGUCUGCUCUGCCAGGGGCGCGGGCAGCUCCAAAAGAACGAAAGGCCAGGAGGACAUUUCAGACUAUUCUGUACAAGCCUAAGGAUGACGUUCACAAACCGCCAGCAGCGCUGCAGGUGCCUCAGCCGCUGCCGCCACCUGUGUUCCACACUCAACUUGCAUCCAAAAAGGGCAAGACAAGGGUAGAUCUCUCUGCUCCGCCGCCAGUUCCGCUGCCGCCGGCAGCCCUGCACAAGAAGAAAUCUCAUACUCCGGUGACAAUGCCACCAAACUAUGAGUCUUCAGGUGACAGCGACAACAUGGGUGGCUUGUCGCCGAUGCCUCCACCGCGGCCACCUUUCAAGGUGCCAUCAUGGAGGUUUGCCAUGCGCGGCCACCACGUGUGGAUCAAGAGCCCAAACGCCUGGCGCCAUAAAUCACCAGAUGCUGAAGAUUAUGAGGACAGCGUCUCGGAGACGACUGAGAGCGCUUCAUACUCAUCAUCAGAAGCGACGUCGCCGGCGUUCUGUCCUAGCUCGGACGUGAACAAGAGGGCUGGCAAGUUCAUUGCGACGUUCAAAGCUCGGUUGAACCAGAAGAAGACGAGCUCCAUGAAGCAGAGAAGGUCCAAUCUGGGCCCAGAAAUAAUUGGAUGA